CCCCCCCCCCCGCCGCAGGCGGAAAAGUUUCUCUGAGGGCGAUCGAGCUCUCGGACCCCGCUCGGGCUACUCGCACCGCGGCUGGCCGUUCUCGUCGCUACGCGCGGGCAUGCGAGGCCUUCGGCGCCGACACUGAGAGGCGAGGAGCAGGCGGCGGCGAUCGGCGUGUCCAGCCUGGUGUGGGAGUCGGUGCUAGUCGUGGGAGGGAGUGAAGGGGGUUGGCACGGACCUGAGUCACAACAGAUUAUCGUCUAUCCAGACAAGUUCCCUGAGCCACCUCCAAAGCCUCCGAGAAGUGAAGCUGAAUAACAAUGAGUUGGAGGCCAUUCCAGACCUGGGACCAGUCUCAGCAAAUAUUAGGCAGCUCUCCUUGGCUGGGAAUAGCAUUGAUGAAAUCCUCCCUGGGCAGCUGGAAGCCUUUCAGUCCCUUGAGGCCUUGGACCUGAGCAACAACAAUAUUUCAGAGCUUAGAACUGCAUUUCCACCCUUACAACUCAAGUAUCUGUAUAUCAAUAGCAACCGAGUUAUGUCCAUGGAACCAGGGUAUUUUGACAAUUUGGCGAGCACACUCCUGGUGCUGAAGCUGAACAGGAAUCGAAUAACAGCUAUCCCCCCCAAGAUGUUUAAACUGCCUCAGCUGCAGCAUCUUGAGCUGAACCGGAACAAGAUUAAGAACGUGGAUGGGCUCACAUUCCAAGGGCUGGGGGCACUGAAGUCUCUGAAAAUGCAAAGAAAUGGAGUAGCAAAGCUUAUGGACGGAGCUUUCUGGGGGCUGAACAACAUGGAGAUCCUGCAGCUAGACCAUAACAACCUCACGGAGAUCACCAAAGGCUGGCUCUACGGCUUGCUGAUGCUUCGGGAGCUUCACCUGAGCCAGAAUGCCAUCAACAGGAUCAGCGCUGAUGCCUGGGAGUUCUGCCAGAAACUCAGCGAGCUGGACCUGACUUUCAACCACUUAUCUCGGCUAGAUGAUUCCAGUUUCCUCGGCCUAAGCCUACUAAAUACCCUCCACAUUGGGAACAACAAAGUCAGCUACAUUGCUGAUUGUGCCUUCCGGGGGCUUUCCAGUUUAAAGACUUUGGAUCUGAAAAAUAAUGAAAUCUCAUGGACCAUUGAAGACAUGAAUGGAGCCUUCUCUGGGCUGGACAAAUUGAGGCGUCUAAUACUCCAGGGAAACCGCAUUCGAUCUGUUACCAAAAAGGCCUUCACUGGUUUGGACGCAUUGGAACAUCUAGACCUGAGUGACAACGCCAUCAUGUCUCUGCAAAGCAAUGCGUUUUCCCAAAUGAAGAAACUUCAGCAACUGCAUUUAAAUACAUCAAGCCUUUUGUGUGAUUGCCAGCUAAAAUGGCUCCCACAGUGGGUGUUGGAGAAUAACUUCCAGAGCUUCAUAAAUGCCAGUUGCGCCCACCCUCAGAUGCUAAAAGGGAGAAGUAUUUUUACUGUCAGCCCAGACGGCUUUGUGUGUGAUGAUUUCCCUAAACCCCAGAUCACAGUUCAACCAGAAACACAGUCAGCAAUAAAAGGCUCCAAUGUGAGUUUUACCUGCUCAGCUGCCAGUAGCAGCGACUCCCCAAUGACUUUUGCUUGGAAAAAAGACAAUGAACUACUGCAGGAUGCUGAGAUGGAGAACUACGCACACCUCCGGGCCCAAGGGGGUGAGGUGAUGGAGUACACCACCAUCCUGAGGCUGCGCAGCGUGGAAUUCACCAGUGAAGGGAAAUACCAGUGCGUCAUCUCCAACCACUUUGGUUCAUCAUACUCUGUCAAAGCCAAGCUCACUGUAAACAUGUUGCCUUCCUUCACCAAGACCCCCAUGGACCUCACCAUCCGAGCCGGGGCCAUGGCCCGCCUGGAGUGUGCUGCCGUAGGACACCCUGCACCACAGAUAGCCUGGCAGAAGGAUGGAGGCACAGACUUCCCAGCUGCCCGGGAGCGGCGUAUGCACGUGAUGCCUGAGGAUGACGUCUUCUUCAUAGUGGAUGUGAAGAUCGAAGACAUCGGGGUAUACAGCUGCACUGCUCAGAACAGUGCGGGCAGUGUUUCCGCGAAUGCGACCCUGACUGUGCUAGAGACACCAUCAUUUUUGCGGCCUCUGUUGGACAGAACUGUCACCAAGGGAGAAACAGCGGUCCUGCAGUGCAUCGCUGGUGGGAGCCCACCGCCCAGGCUGAACUGGACAAAAGAUGACAGCCCAUUGGUGGUGACCGAGAGGCACUUUUUUGCAGCAGGCAAUCAGCUGCUGAUCAUCGUGGACUCGGAUGUCAGCGAUGCCGGAAAGUACACGUGUGAAAUGUCCAAUACCCUGGGCACCGAGAGAGGCAACAUGCGUCUCAGUGUGAUUCCCUCUCCCACCUGCGACUCCCCUCACAUGACCGCCCCGUCCUUAGACGAUGACGGAUGGGCCACCGUGGGCGUCGUGAUCAUAGCCGUGGUUUGCUGUGUGGUAGGCACAUCCCUCGUGUGGGUGGUCAUCAUAUACCACACAAGGCGGAGGAAUGAAGACUGCAGUAUUACCAACACAGAUGAGACCAAUUUGCCGGCCGAUAUCCCUAGUUAUUUGUCAUCUCAGGGAACAUUAGCUGAGAGACAGGAUGGGUACAUCUCCUCAGAAAGCGGAAGUCACCACCAGUUCGUUACUUCUUCAGGAGGUGGAUUUUUCUCACCGCAACAUGACGGUGCUGGGACCUGCCACAUGGACAACAGCAGUGAAACCGACAUGGAAGCCACCCCUGAUCCAUUUCUCUGCCCAUUUGCGGGCUCCACAGGUCCCGUGUACUUGAAGGGAAGUAUAUACAGCCCAGAUCCGUUUGACGUUUAUCUCCCAGGUUGCAGUUCCGACCCAAGGAUAGCUCUAAUGGACCACUAUGAGCCCUGCUACAUGAAGAAAGACUGCUUCCCAUGUGCUCACCCCUCAGACGAGCCCUGUGAACGGAGCCUCAACAGCAUCCCGUGGCCACACUCAAGAAAGCUCGUGAACUCCAUGUACUCUCAGAAUGAGGGAGCUGCGGUUCAGACUCCAUGUUUAAACAAGUCCUCUUUGGAUUUUAGCGCAAGUCAGGAGCCAGCAUUGGUUACUUCAAGUAACUCUUUCAUGGGUACCUUUGGAAAACCUCUGAGGAGACCUCACCUGGAUGCCUUUUCAAGCUUUGCAAAGCCACCAGACUGUCAGCCGAGCCCCUUUCGUGUGACAACACUUUCCUCUCCAGAGUCGGACUCUGAGUCAGAGGAAGCUGAGAAAAAAAGGACAGAUCCCCGGGAGGAAAAUCACAGAUGUACUUACCAACAGAUAUUAGACACUCACAGGACUCCAGACUGCCAGCCUUGUGACUUGAACACAUAGACUGGAUGGGUCCAGAGGAAAUCUUCUACACACUACCUCAUCUGGGCUUCUAUUUAAAAGAGACAGAAUGCUAUGUUUUUAAAUGGACUUACAAAGUUUAAAAAGGAAAAAAAAUGCUUUAUUUAUACAGAGGAACAAAAAUUACAAAAAGUUAUAAAAAUUUUUUAUACUGGGAAUAACUUUCAUAUAAAAUGCGUUUUUAAAAAGUAUUUUAUAACUUUGUUUUAUAUGAAAAAUAUCUUAUGUAAAUUAAUGGUAUAAGUCCAUGAUUAUUUUAUGUAUUUUUAUAAAGCCAGAUUUCUUUUUAUUGAAGAAUGAAUGCUAAAGCCUUUUAAAUAAUCCUGUCUUACACCUUUUUUUUUUUUUUUGGAUAGAGGCCACUUCAUUCUAUUUUGCACAUUACAUUUAACAGAGUGUGUCAUUUGGUGCCAUGCCCCAUUUAUACAAUAAUAGAUUUUACUGUUUUCAAUGCAUUUUAGACCUAUCUCAUUUGUAUUAUCACAUCUCAAAUGAAUUAAAGUUACACUUAGCAUA
This is a messenger RNA of Cricetulus griseus (Chinese hamster), 3877 nucleotides long. The record is from RefSeq and is a predicted model, not a curated record. Lineage: Eukaryota; Metazoa; Chordata; Mammalia; Rodentia; Cricetidae.